AAAUAACAUAUUCAGUUGUUUCUCUUUCUUUCUAUCAAGACCGCCCCGUUACCAAUGGCUCCAGAAGCUCAGCCAACAGAGACCAGCAUAAACCCUAACCCUUCUCAACAAGAGGCUCCACAACCGCCUCACACGACGGAGGACGUUCCGUACCGGUCAUCAACCUCCAAACGUCCUCGGGAGGAGGAUGCCGCCGAGGCUGGCACAUCCGCUGCCGUCACGCGGCCGCUGAAAAAGCGCGUGAAGGCAUCCCUUGAUAUUGUGUACCGCAUCAUCGUCCCGUCGAAGCAGAUCGGGAAGGUUAUCGGUAAAGAGGGGCAUCGAAUCCAGAAGAUCCGAGAAGAGACCAAGGCGACCAUUAAGAUUGCCGACUCCAUUUCUAGACAUGAAGAAAGAGUUAUCAUAAUCAGUUCAAAGGAUAAUGACAACACAUUCUGUGAUGCAGAGAAUGCCCUUCAUCAAAUUGUGACAUUAAUUCUAAAGGAUGACAAUGACAACUUUGAAGCAAUGAAAGCUGGUGCUGGACAGUUUCCAGAACAUGUAGUAAGGUUUUUGGUUACUAGUCCUCAAGCAGGUGGUGUUAUUGGUGUGUCUGGUCAAAAUAUUGAGAAUUUGAGGAUUUCUUCCGGUGCCACGGUUAAUGUUCUAGCUCAAAACCAAUUGCCACUUUGUGCAUCUGCCCAUGAGUCUGAUCGUGUGGUACAAGUUUCUGGUGAUAUUCCCGCAAUCCUCAGAGCAGUAGUGGAGAUUGGUUGUCAGCUGAGGGAUAACCCACCUAAACAAGUAAUCUCCAUCAACCCAACAUAUAAUCUUGGCUUUAAUCGUUCUCUUCAUCAAUAUGUGGAUCCAUCAUCAGCUGAAUAUGUGAAUGCAACAAUGUUGAUUCCGGAGACCUUAGCUGGUGGCCUGAUUGGGAGGAGCGGCUCCAACAUUUCAAGGAUCCGCACUGAAUCAGGAGCAACAAUUAAGGUUCAUGGUGGGAAAGGGGAACAGAAUCACAGACAAAUCCAUCUUGGUGGUAGUGCACAACAGGUUGCACUGGCAAAGCAAAGGAUUGAUGAAUACGUAUAUUCCCAGUUGUUGUUGCAAAGUGGCAGCCAGCCGCUUCAAGAAACAAUGCAGCUACAGCAAUCGUUACAGUUGCAACAGACUAUGCAGCUACAACCGCCAAUAUCCAAUGCAUCUGCCACUAUGUUGCAAGGAUAUAGUCAAGGUCAUGGACUAUAUGUUAACAGUACUCAGGCGGGUGCGGUGAUGGCAUCACAUCCACAAGCCUACUCCUCGUCAUCGGCAGCCAAUCAAGCAUCAGCUUACUAUGGGCAAUCAUACUAUUCGGCCCCUCCCAUCUAAAAGAUACUAUGAAUGAAUGUAUAAAUAGUCAAUCAUCUGCUCUACUCAAAGUUGCCUUGCAAUGUUCUUAUUUGUGUAUUUUAGUUUUAUUGAUGCUCUUUUUUUAUAAUCAUAUUGGCAAAAUGUCCCUUAAGUGCCCCCCUUUUGCCUGGUUGAACUGUUAUUUAUGAUCUAAGCUAUCUUCAACUUCUUUAAAACAGUUUGAUGAUUCAAUUGGUAUUAAUAUUUUACCCUUCAACUAGCUUGACUUUGGUUCUUAGGGGGGAUGGUAUGGUUGAAGUAAAACCAGUUUGUACAAAAAAAUGGCUUAUGUUGUU
This is a messenger RNA of Cuscuta campestris, 1667 nucleotides long. Lineage: Eukaryota; Viridiplantae; Streptophyta; Magnoliopsida; Solanales; Convolvulaceae. The record is from the annotation of a GenBank genome assembly.